GCUGGGGUUGGACUUGAUCUUGUGAGAUCUUUUCCAACCUUAAUAAUUCUAUGAUACUAUGAUAGCUGUUGAAGGAACAAUCUAUUAACUUAAUAAUUCUAACAGUUUUUAGCUCUGUUAAUUUGUCUUCCAUCACCAAAGAGCUUGGCCACAGCUGUGCAAUUUGGGUUUUUGUAGUUCUGCUCUCAGCCCAUAGCCGGUUGCUGUCACAGACUCUUUGUGGAUGAGUUGUUCUGACACUGCCAAUGCCAGCGGCGGAGCCUGGGCUGGUGUCUUGGGUCACAGGGGGACAGGGAGACAGGGCAGAUGCCAACCCUCUGCCCGCAGCCCCCUGGAACCGCUGGUGUGGAAAGAGCUGCAAGCAAAAAGAUCUUUGAUAUCCUUUAUUUUCCGCUUCCAAGUGUUAGUGGGCUGGCUGUCAGUGUGGGUGACAAUCUCUGUGGGCAUCCAGGGACUUCCCAAGAGAUAAGUAAUUGUUUUAGUCUUGGUUGGUCCUGUCUGUAAAAGCUUGCAGCACUGGGACUCUGAGUCUCUGAGUUGUCCCCGUGGUGGCUGAGCCUCUGCUCAAAUGUCUCCCCUUCCUGCUGGCAUCACCCUUUCAUGACAAGAUCAGACCAACUCAAAACUUUUGGACUGUCUUCCUCCCUCUGUAUCGGUUCACUCGGAUCUUGCUCAAGUGGCUUAAAUUCCUUGUGCCUCACAAGUAUUUAUCUGCCAUUCUGAAACUCGAGGUGUUCUAUAGAGAAGUAUGUUCAUUAUUAAGCCAUUCUAAGUGCACAUUUCAUCUUUGCAUAUCCAUUUUGUGUACGGUUGCAAUCAAAGAUUCUCCCCAAAGCUAUGGGAGCUGCAGAUAAUAGCAGUGUGUGCUGUUAUGGUUUCAGGACCCCAGCUUUCUGGCAAUGGAGACCGUCUCUUCUUCUCCAUCACCCUUCCCUGACAGCUCCCCCUCCAUGCCCUCUGGGAAUGCCACAGCCCAUGACCACUACUCUGGCCUCCAGAAGAGCCUGCAUGUCCUCUCCAUGGUGGUGUACAGCAUUGCCUGUGUGCUGGGGGUGACAGGGAACGGCCUCGUCAUCUGGAUUGCAGGCUUCAAGAUGAAGAAGACGGUGAACUCAGUGUGGUUCCUCAACCUGGCCAUCGCUGACUUCAUAUUCACCUUUUUCCUGCCCCUCAGCAUCGCCUACACCGCUCUGGACUUCCACUGGCCCUUUGGGAAGCUGCUGUGCAAGCUGAACAGCACCAUCGCCUUCCUCAACAUGUUCGCCAGUGUCUUCCUCCUGAUGGUCAUCAGCGUGGACCGCUGCGUGGCUGUGGCCUUCCCCGUGUGGUCCCACAACCGCAGGAGCCCAGAGCUGGCAGCCAGGGUCGCGCUGGGGACGUGGGGCAUGGCUGUCCUGCUCAGCUCCCCGUACCUCAUUUUUCGUGACACUGCGGUCAGUUCUCGCAACAUUACCAGCUGCUAUAACAACUUCGCGCUGUCUGAUGACUACACAGCCGAGGAGACACGGAGGUUGUGGAGGAUGCGGCACAAAGCGAUGAUCAUAACACGGUUCUUAUGUGGGUUCCUCAUCCCCUUCACAGUGAUUCUCAUCUGCUACAGCGUUGUUGCUGUCAAGCUAAAAAGAAGGCAACUAGCCAGCUCUGCAAAGCCGUACAGAAUUAUCAUUGCCGUCACAGUCUCAUUCUUCCUCUGUUAUUUCCCCUAUCAUGUCUUCUCCUUGCUAGAAAUAUCUCAAAACUCUUCCAGUCAUGAGAUGAAAAUGGCCCUCUACAUAGGAAUCCCCUUGGUUUCCAGCCUCGCUUUCUUCAACAGCUGUAUAAACCCCAUCCUUUAUGUCUUUGUGGGGCCAGAUUUCAAGGAGAAAUUUUGCCAGUCCAUCCUGUCGACCUUUGAAGGGGCCUUCAGUGAGGAGUCAAUGCUGGGCAGCCUGAGCAGCAGGAGGAAGUCCAGGUCUGCCUCGGAAGCAGAAGUCCCAAGGCUCUGACUGGGCAUGGUUCAGCAUGGGCACCACUGCAGGGCAGUUUUCUCUCUCUCUUUUUCUCUCUUCUCUUUUUUUCCUGCUGAUUUGUCACAACAUCCCAUUUUUAGCAGGCGACCCUUUGUAAAAGUCACUGGGUCUGUGACUUUGCUGACAGUACUCCCUUUAUUUUCCCUUCUCUCCAGUGUCCUUCAGCCAUGAGAAGCAGCCCCUAAGCUCAGUGGGGUCACUUUGUAGGCACCCGAGUCUGCAUUGCCACUGGGUUCAUCCCCAAGCCGUUCCUAAAUGGCAAGUUAGCUGCUGAGAGGCUGUGUUCUCUGCACUUGCCAGGCUUUCCUGGCAGCCAGUCUUUGCUGGGAUGCAAAAAUUCUGGGGUUCCACCAGGGGGCAAAAUUGGAUGCAGGUGUGCUGGCAGCAGGUGCAGCCGGCGCUUCAGCUGGCCAAGAGGAUGGAGGGAAGAGCUGCUUCGUAAAUUCCUUAUAAUUAAAUCAGUAAAGAAAAUACAUCUUUUCCUGUGCAUCAUACCAAUCUGGCACAUGGGCUGCUAAAUUUUAAGUAGAAGAUAUUAAAUAAAAAAAAAAAAAAAAAAAGCAGCAUGAACAUGCAGUGGGAUCUGUCUGGAGGCACUUCAGCAAAUGCAGCUUUUAAAGAAGUAGGAUUAUAUGAGAUGGUUAUGUGUAUUUUUGUAGAGUCUGGGCUAACUUUGUCCUUUCCCUCCCACAACAAGUUAUUGGUUGUGUCCCACUUACUCAGGUUUGGUGUUCAGCAUAACUGUUCCUGAACAAUGCUACUCCAUGUUUGUGUUUGACCUGCUUCUGGCCCUUGUAUAGCUGAAAUGUCUCAUUUUGUACUGUUGGUGAAUGAAUAUUAAACUCCAUUAAACUUAUUUAAAACAUACGCAGCCUGUGUGAUCCAUUCAAAAUGUACAUGCCCAUGUUUGCUAAUAAAGCAACUAGAUAAGAAGAUUCAAUACCAUGAUUUGGAAAUUGCUCCCAGUAACUCUCCCUGACUGACAGAGGCAGCCCUCAGCCUGUGUGAGGAGGUUUUGUCUAAAACCCAGUAAGGCAGAGAAGGAAGAGCAAAUUUAGAAUUGAGUUUGCCCAGAUUUCACUUUUGCAAAGUGCUUGGGAUGAAGAUGGUGGUGUUAUUCCCCUGGGUUUGAUCAGGCAAUGAACAGCUUCGAUGAUUAUGGCAUAAAAUGUCAGUCAGGUAGAAGGGAAGGUUUCCAUCUCAACGUGGGGCAGCUGUGUGAGCAGGUGCUGGUAUUACACCUCCUUCCCCUGCCUGUAGCGUGACACAAACUGCCACUGUCCCAUUUAUGCUGCUAGGAAGCAGCCUCUGAGCUGCUCAUGGAACCUCAUUGAUUCAAUGGCUGGAAAAUCUGUCUGAAUCCCAGCCUGAAUGUAUGAAUGUGCACGUCUCUCAUUUCUGUGUGGAUGAUAGCACUGAGUGAGAUCUGUCACUUGAACACGCGAGGGAUUAAUUACGGGUCUGUUGGGUCACACAACAUUAAAUGAAGGUUGUGAUCCUACAGGCAUGCAUGUACUUAACCUUAAAUUCAUGUGUAAUCUCACUGAGAUCAGGGAAUGCAGCAAGACCAUCCAUAUGUCAAGCAUGAGUGAACAGAAAGAUUUACCCUUUACCACAAAUUGCUGCCUGUCAUCCAGAUAAAGCUGCAAUGUUUGCUAUGCAGUGCAAUGCUGGGGCUGUUUACUUGCUCCUGGUGGCAAAUGACAGCAUUGAUUGCAGUGUCAAGGUUGUGCAGACCAGUGUUUGCUCUUUCUGGUUUUCUUCAUUUGUUUGCUGAGCCCACAUAAUUCCUUGUGACAAGCACCUCUGAGAUUGCUGGACCAAAGCCUUGGCCUCCCAUUGCACCUCUCUCAUCAUCCCAGAACCCUUGAACUUGGAGCAUCACAGGGAUAAGAAAGGAUGCAAUUUUCUGGGCCAUUUGGGCAUACCAGAUGGGUACAGGGUUCUGAUGUCAGUGAAGCAAAGAGUCAUAUAGUAUAAGGAAUUGCUGCUGAAAUACCAGGAGAGCAACCUACAGAGCACCACCUUCUCCCUGGCAUCCCAGCCAAGUGCAGUGUUCCAUUAGCACAGCAGCUUUAGCAAAUCCCAUUUCAGCCCACAAUUAAAUUGUCUUAAUACCCCUCCCAGAAGUUGCCUCCUCUUUAAGUGGCACAUUAUUAUGGUUAAGCAAAAUAGUGUGCCUUCACAAAGCUUUCUCUUUGCAUGAUGGGGAAGGGACUUAGAGAGUUUCAAACAGCUGUUCCUGAGAACACCUGUCAAAAUAAUAUUGGGGAAAAAAUGGGAAAGGGAAUGUUUUAUCGACAGUAACCAACAGCUCAUGGCCAUUGCUGUGUUGCAGGAUGGUCACAGAAAUCGUUCCGUCAUCCUGGGUCUGAUCCCAAGCCUUUGUGCAAAGCUGACACCAGGUGUGGUUAGGCUGCCCAGGGACUGGUUCCAAGAUAAAUCUCUCAUAUCGAAUUCACUUGUGUUCAGACUAUUCCAUUAUUACAAAAAUAAUUAUGGUAGUCCCUCAUUGCUAACUAGAAGGCAGGCUAUUCAUUCUCUCUGAUAUUCAUAUUUGCCAUGUGUGUAAAUAAAAAAGCUUGAAUAAAGAAAAAAAUCCAAAGACAAGCAAACAAUUCUAAGGGGUCAAACAGCAUUUUUGGCAGCUGUGCCCCACUCUGACGCAGCUUUGCUCUCAAGGCUCUUUCAGAUGUGAUCAGUUGGGUGGUGCUGGGCUUCAGGAACAGCCUGAACCCCUGGUAUUUGCAGUCGUUGAGAAAGGCACAGGUCGGCUGUCCUGCUGGCCCCUGCCUGAUUGGCCCUGCAGAGGGGCGGCUCUGUGGGCAGGCUGACAGCUCCAUUCCUACAAAUAAGAUUGGGAUGGACAGAGCCAUUUGGGGCGUGCUGGGUUCAGUUGUACAUGGAGAAAGCUGAGAAUAAGCAGGUUUUGGUAGCUGGGGUGUUUGGUAUUAAGUAGCACGGCAGUGUGAGAAUUCAGAUGAGGUCAUUAAUGCUUUGGAGGUGGGUGAAGUGAAUGUGGUAUCACCAAAACAUCUUGGUGACAGAGCUCAGAAAAGCUUGGCAGGUGAUUCGGGCUAGGCUUUGUCAUAGCAGAAAACCCAGAACCCGUGCCUUCUGAGUGCACCCUGCACUGUUCAGAGCUGUCCUCAAAAGAAGUGAGCAAGGGAAGGACAUACCUUGCUACUGGUGCAGGUGGGGGGAAUUAUGUCAUGGGCUAGUUCAGGUGAGUGAAAAUAGAAUGGUCAAAAUCCCAAAACAACAUGACUGUGACCCAUUCUGAUUCAAUCCCAGGCUAAGUGGUACCACGUCAGUGGUCUGUUUCUAGUUGGAUGAGGGUCUACCAGGAUGGUAUGGCGUUCUUUAGCACAAGAAAAAGUAAGCGUGGUAUUUUCAUUAUGCUGGGGCACCACCAUAGUGAAGCUGGAUUUUGUGACACAGCAGCUUCUGUAAGGAAGGCAGGAUCUAAGACAAGGAUUUAACAAAGAUCUCAAGCAGUUAAAGCCUGGGGGACUUGCAGCAUGUAGUCCUUGAUAGCAGUGGAUUAUUGCUAUGCCUGGCAGUUCUAUGUUUUUCUAGCAAGCAUUUUAAGUCAGGAUUUCAACUAGAGCUGUAGCUGCUUUGCUUUGGAGGAGAGAGUAUAGCAGGUGACUUCGGAGGUAGGAGAAGCUGCAGAGCUAUCAGGGACAAACCAACCAAGCAGCAUCUCAAGAAGAGAUUGUACUCUAUCCUUGGAACCUGGAGGAGAGCAUGGAAAUAAAAAACUGAGCUCAGAACAGUUAAGAGGAAAGAGGGAGGGAAGAACAGGAGAUGAGACAGCCUUGAAAGUACCAGCAGCGGAUGAUGGGUGCAGAUGGAUGGAGAGUGAUUCAGCAGGGAAGGAAAUUCUCAGUAGAUGCUCCUAAAUGAAACAAUAAAAGCCUGUGAGAAGCCUACUAGUUCUUUUGCAUUUCUUCUGGUGAAAUCUCCCUGGUGAGUAAAACUUUUAAAGUGUCUCAAUCCUGAACCUGGGGAAUGGGCUUGUUACAUAAGGUCAAGCUAAAGGCAAUGUAUGGAGGUCCAUCAUUUCUUGGUAUUGCAGCUGGGUAAAGGAUCCCAACCUGUACAGGUGUUUGUGUUAUUGCUGCUCUGGGCUCAGCCCUGUUCUGCACCAAGCUGGGAGGGGAUCAGGGUGUCCCUGCAGGUUGCUCUUUGGUCCUCCCUGCACCUCUCCUAGUUUCUGCCUAGCUGCUCUGGGCAGAGAUGGAAGUCAGCAGUCUCUUUACCUUCCCCUUCCCUCCUCCCCCCUCCACCCCCUUCCCCCAUAUUUGUGUAUGUGAAGCACAGGAUCUUCUCUCUACUGAGCUCUGCUUUCAUUAGCAAGCCCGCUGUACAGUGACCCAUGCCUAAUUCAAACCUUUCCUGAAUAUUCACUAAGAGCCUGUCCAGGACAUAAUGCAUGCUCACUUCCUCUGUGUAGAGGAGCUGUAGCUUUGUGCAGUAAUGCAGUAAAUGCCAAGUCAAACUAGGACCUAGUGGGUAGGACAGUGAAAUAGAGUGUUUGGCACUGUGUAGCUGUUCAACUUCCCUAAAAUGACACCACUUCAUUGUUCAGUGGCUUUUGUUUAAGGGAGAAUUGAAGGGCAAACCACAUCUGUAAACAAAGAGUUAAGACUGUUACACAAACUUUACAGGACACUGCUGCAUGCAAUCAUAGCAAGCAAAGACAAUACGCAAACAAAGCAGAAGAUGCUACUGAUGGUUCUUGUUCCAGGGCAGUGUUUGCUCAAAUCCUCUCCCUUUCAUCCAGCUUGAGACAUUUUUCUGUGCAGUGACCUGUUAAACACUGGCUAUACCAACAAGUCUGUUGUUUCUUUGUUUGAAGGCUGAUAGCAGAUAACUCCAUGCCUGUGCUGAAGGCUGAUGUGGCAGAUCUGUUAAUCAUUUCAGACUGACCUGGAACUUGCAAUACUGUUAGAAAUAGGAAACAAACUAACCUGUGUUUUUUUUAUAUAUCUAUUUUCCCCAAAUAGAUAUAUUCAUGACUUAGGAGGAACUUUACUAUUGUAGAAUGAGUUGGAGCCAGUUUCCUGCAGACAGCCAAGCCACAGUUAGGCAUUAAUAUUUGAUUAAACAAGAAGAGAGUGCUGUCUGUUUAGCCCUUCACAUAGAUAAGAUGCCUACCCUGCUCUGGGGCCUUUCUUAAGGCACUUUAGUUCCCAGAAGUGGGGAAUGCUAUUUUCCAGAUCACUUCCAAGCACAGCGGAGACUCAGAAAUCUAUUUAUAGUUACUUUGAGCUCUGCCUUGCUAGCUGGGCAGUAUCCAAGCUGGUGUCUUCUAGAAACGAGACAUGGUCACUCCCGAGGCAGGGAUUGGAGGUGGCAGCCUUGAGGCUGUGCUGAGCAUGGAGGUGCUCAGUGUAAAGGUUCCUACAUGCUGCAGGGCACCCCAGCAGGCUCCGGUAGGAUAUGUGGGGAAGAAGAUUUCUUCAAGGUGCCUUGUAAGACUACUGGGAGAGACAAAACACUUUCACAGGGCUGCGUCAGGAUGAAAGCAAAAUAUUUCUUUGGUGUGCCAAGCUCAAUAACUCUUGCCAACAAGUAGAUUGGCAAGAGAUUUUUAACGUCCAUCUUGAUUUAAAAAAUAAAUAAAUAAAUACAAAGCAGCAACGAAAACAAUACAAAACAGCAACCUGGCAGAGCAGUGAUGGAUGGAGCUUAGGAGAUAGGAUGACACAAACAUUUGUUGUCUCUCAGGUGAUGGAUGCAGGCUGUUGUCCUGCCAAGUGCUGGAUGAGCAGUGCCCUUCACCUUGGCUGGACUAACUGUGGGCUUUUUAAAUUUAUACUUUAUGGCACGCUUCUUCCUGACAGAAUUGCAUCUGGAUUAAGAACAAAAGAUUUCCCUGAGCUGCUUCAGUCAUACAUAACAAUUUUUCAGAAUUCCUUGGAUAACUGCUAAUUGGAUCAUUGUGAAUGAAAUAAAAUCCAGGUUCUCGUUUUGGGAAAGCAAUCUGUUAAACUCUCAGCACUUGAAUAACAUAUUGUAAUAUUAGCAAAUCCCUCUCCCUUGGGACCGGAGGCUUCCAUUUGUAUUCCUCUGACCAGGAAAACAGAGGCAGGAAAGAAACUGAUUUUCUUUGAGAAAACGCAGGCGGUUGCCCAAGAAAAAGGAUCAGAAGACAUAAUUUUUUUAGUUCCUGGCCUGUGGUUUGCCUGUGUAAACGUCAGGAAUUUGGGGCAGCACAAAUCGAGCAGUCAGCAAAUUCUGUGUGCCCCGAGGGUAUUGAAAAAUGCCUCUGAGGAAGGCUGCUGAUUGCGCUGUGGGUCAGCACUUCAAUGUGUGUUAUUUCUGGCUGCUCUGCCAUCAGCCUGCAGUGAAACCCUGUGAUGAGGUCUGAAGCUAAGAAGUCUCUGCCGCUCUGUAAAGAGGCUGACAAAAGGCUCAAAGCUGCCUUCCCUGCAAAACAAAAAGGAACCUACAAAGGUCAAGGAACCCGAAUCAACAGUGGGGAGCAGCAGCCUGUAAACAGAGGAGCACAGACUGGAAAUAGUGGGGGUGGUGAGGAGGCAUGGGGCCCAUUUUAUCACACUUUCCAACCUGAGAUCCUGCAGACACGCACAGAAUCGCUGCAGCAUCGCGUCUGUGGGGACACAAACAGGUCUCACGCAUCUCAGACACGUCUCUGCUCUGUGAGAAGUGCUGCAUGCGGAGUGCUCAGCAUCUGGCAGCUGAUUCAGGUUCAACUGCUCUCCUUCCCUGCUCCGACUGCUGGCAGCAAACUGUUGAAGUGUGUAUUGUGAGCUAUGGGCAAGCAUGUGAAUGCUUAAAGCAAAAAAUACAGCUCACAGUGGCAGUUUCACUGUAAGAAGUUUCAAAGUACAAAAUCCAAAGUUGUCUUUGUGCAUUGGGUGAGCAGUACGGGCAGCUCUUCUGUGUCUUUCAUGGUGCACAGGUCUCUGCUCGGGUGCUCCAGGCCUUGUUCCAAUGCACUCUGUAUGCUGCAGCCCAGAAAUAAUUAUUUUGUGAGACGGUGCAGUUAAAAGUACCUGAUCUGUACCUGUACUCCAAAGGAUAGAACUCUGAUGCGUAUACCACAAAAUGCUGAUCUGGGCGCCCUGAAAAGCAUGACUUAAAACAGCUUUUGGCCACUGUUAGCAGAAAAAGGAUUGGGAACAGUGAAGUGAUCAGUGCCUGUGCGUGUGCUUUGGUGGGUGCUGGCAGGAGCUUUAUCCUCCUGAAUCAGUGCGGGAUAACAAAACCCAACACUGCGCAGUGUACUUCACAAUACACUCGGAUACAGUGAUACAGCUCGGAUUUUGUGAGGGCGCUUCCACAACCCUGAUGGAUACCACUGCCCGCCCCUGUGACAUCCGAGCGGGGAAAACGUGAAACGACGCGUUAACAACACGCUCCCCAAAUCGGCCCUCCUCGGCGGUGCCUCAGCAUCCUCCUCUCUUCCCCCACCUCAGGGGGGGGAAAAUGGCGCCGGCGGAGACGCCCCUCAGAGCGGCGCGAGGCCUCGGCGGGAAGGGCUGUGGGGGGGCAGGGCGUGGCCUCACUCCCGCCCCUCACGCGCCCUCCGCCCGCCCCCCCCCCUCGCGGCGCCGCCAUCUUGAGAGCGGAUAACCGCUGGAGGGGCUGAGCUCCGCGCUGCCUCUGCCUCUCUACCAUCCCUCCGGGCCGGGCCGCCUUCUCCCGGGACCGGAGGGCCGGAGCCGGUAGGAGAAAUAUUAGUAUCAAA
Molecule: messenger RNA, 9732 nt
Organism: Phasianus colchicus (ring-necked pheasant)
Lineage: Eukaryota; Metazoa; Chordata; Aves; Galliformes; Phasianidae
Source: RefSeq, a predicted model, not a curated record